Molecule: messenger RNA, 330 nt
Organism: Xyrichtys novacula (pearly razorfish)
Lineage: Eukaryota; Metazoa; Chordata; Actinopteri; Labriformes; Labridae
Source: the annotation of a GenBank genome assembly
AUGCAAAGUCUAUGGACAGCCGCGACGCGACUUGGUGACCAGCGGUUGUCAGCGACCUCGGCGACCAAGUCGCGCGUGGUCGCUGACGUCGCGUCGCCCGAGGUCGCGUUCAAAUGUUUGAACUUUGGGAGCGACUCUGUGCCACGACAGCCAAUCAGGGCUCUACUGUCGUCAACAAACCGGCAAAGCAAGGAGGAGGAGAAGAAGAAUCACAAUGGAGGAGCAGCUUAUCACUGCCAUGAGUUAUCACCCAGUCCUGUACGACUUGGGGUGCGCGUUCUACCGGGACCGCAACUCCAAGGAGGAGGCAUGGGCAAAGGUGGCCCAUGA